UCGAGAGAGAGAGAGGGAGAGGGAGAGAGGGGGAUGGGUGAAGCGUUGUGCCACACACACACAGAAGAUGGGGAAUCUCCCUGGCAAAAAAGAUGAUGAUGAGGAAAUAGAUUAGAAGGCCUCCUUGCAUGUGAAGUUAAGCAUCCUCUCCCCUUCUUGCUUGUUGCAUGCUGUUAAUCGACCUUCCCUUUCCCACUGCUAUAUAUCAGGCAGUGAUCCUCGUAUGCGGUCUCAGGCAGGAGCGAGAUGUUUACGGUGGUAGAGUGCUCGAGCACUUAGUUGGAAUCUAGUGGUAAUGGCCUCCAUGGCCAGGAAGCUCGUAGUGGAGGUGAUGGAAGCUCACGAUCUACUUCCAAAGGAUGGCAUGGGAACGUCGAGCCCGUACGUGGUCGUCGACUUCGACGGGCAGCGGAGGAAGACGCAGACGGUACUGCGCAAUCUCAGCCCCACGUGGAACGAGGCCCUCGAGUUCAAUGUCAUCGGCCCCGUCGACGACGCCGGAGAGCCAGUUGAGGUCGAGGUGUACCACGACCGGAGGGUCGGGCCGAGCCGGAGGAACAAUUUUCUUGGGCGGGUGCGGAUUGACUCGAGGAAGGUGGUGAAGAAGGGGGAGGAGGCCGUCGAGAGCUUCCCGGUGGAGAAGAAGAGCUUCUUCAGCUGGGUCCGGGGCGACAUCUACCUAAAAGUGUAUUACGUUGACGAACCGGUUCCCGAACCGAAACCGCCCGCGCCGCCGAGUGAGGCCGCACCAAAGUCGGACGAGCGACCGCCCCCGGCUGAGGCUGUUAACAUGGAUGCCGGAAAGACGGAAGCACCGGUGACGGUGCAGCCGACGGAGGCUGCUGAGCAAGCUCCCGAUACAGCCGCGCCGGAAUCAGAAAAGUCGCCGCCGCCGCCGCCACCACCAGAGGAGCCACCGGUAGGUGCAGCAGAUACCGAGAAGCCAAAGGAAUCCGACGCUCCACCUCCAGUGACGGAGAAUGGCGGCACGGGGAAUCCAGCGGAGACGGCCGAAGCGAAUCCAUCACCUCUGCCGGAGCCUAGCACGGAAGCUCCGCCUCCGCCACCGGAACCGGAGAAGGAGUCCACCCCGAACUGGGUCCCCCAGCCCCGACAAAUGGCGCCGCCGGCGCGAACCCCGGAGGCCAUGGAGCGCAGUAAGUACGACCUCGUGGACAAGAUGCAGUAUCUGUUCGUCCGCGUCGUCCGGGCCCGGAAGCUUCCCGGCAACGCGAAACCUCACGUCCGGGUGGCCGCCUACGGUCGCCACGUCAGCACAAGAACCGCUCGGCGAUCGGUCUUCUUCGAGUGGAACCAGACAUUCGCCUUCGUGCGCGACGCCUCCGCCGCCGCGGCUGACCCAUCCGCCCUCGAAAUCUCCGUGUGGGAUCUCCCCCCGUUCUCCGAUCUCAACGACGAGGAGGAGGAGCACUUCCUGGGCGGAGUGCGAUUUGACGUCGCAGAGGUCCCACUGCGGGAUCCUCCCGACAGCCCGCUGGCCCCGCAGUGGUACCGCCUCGAGGGCGGCCGCGGCCGCGGCGGCGACCUAAUGCUCGCCUCAUGGGUCGGCACACAGGCGGACGAUUCCUUCCCCCACGCGUGGAAGGCCGACGCCCCGACGAGCCACGCCGGCUCCCACUCCAAGGUCUACGUCUCCCCCAAACUCUGGUACAUCCGUGCCACCGUCAUCGAGGCCCAGGACACUGUGACGUCGUCCAUCAAGGAACACGCCGUCUACGUCAGGGCAGCGCUUGGGUUCCAGGUGUUGAAGACGCGAAACGCCGUUAGCCGUAAUGGCGCGCCGCCGUCGUGGAAUGAGGAUCUCCUCUUCGUGGAGGCCGAGCCCUUCGGUGAGGAUCAGAAGCUGGUCAUUUCCCUCGAGCUCCGCCACGGGAAGGACGCCAUCGUGCUCGGGUCCGGUUCCAUCCUGCUCUCCACCAUCGAGCGCCGCGUGGACGACCGCAAGGUCGCCUCUAGGUGGCUCGACCUGCUGCCCACUUCCGAAGAAGCGCAGGCGAAGAAGGGGCGGAGGCCCGUCCACGGGGGCCGGUUGCACGUGCGGGUGUGCUUCGACGGUGGAUACCACGUGUCCGACGAGCCGCAGCACGCCGAGAGCGACUACCGGCCGUCGGCGCGGCAGCUGUGGCGAUCACCGGUGGGCGUCGUCGAGGUCGGGAUCAUCGGGUGCAGGGGCCUACUCCCCGUGCGGACUGUCGACGGAAAGGGGACUACCGAUGCGUACGCAGUCGCCAAGUACGGGCCCAAGUGGGCGCGGACCCGCACCGCUGCGAACAGCUUCGACCCGGCCUGGAACGAGCAGUACACGUGGCCCGUCUAUGAUCCAUGCACCGUCCUCACUGUGGCCGUUUUCGACCAAUCGGACGAUGGAAAGGACGCCACGUCGCGCCCGAUGGGGAAGGUGCGGAUCCGGCUCUCCACGCUGGAGACGAAUCGGAUCUACCGCGGAUCCUAUCCGCUAGUGAUGCUGCUGCCCUCCGGGGUGAAGCGGAUGGGGGAGAUCGAGCUCGCCGUGCGCUUCUCCCGCGCCGGGUCCGCUCUGGACCUUCUCCACGUGUACGGCCAGCCGAUGCUGCCGGCGAUGCACCACCUUCGACCGAUCCCGGCGGCGCAACGGGAGCCGCUCCGCCUCGCGGCAGCGCGGAUCGUGGCGGCGCACCUGGGGAGGUCGGAGCCGUCGCUGCAGCGGGAGGUGGCGCUCUGGGUGCUGGAUCCGGCGGCGGAACCGCGCGGGUACAGCAUGCGGCGGGUCCGCGCCAACUGGUACCGGAUCGUGGCGGCGCUCUCGUGGGUGGCCGACGUGGCCAGGUGGGUCGAGGACACGAGGGCGUGGCGGAACGCAACGACCACCCUGCUGGUCCACGGGGUGCUGGUGCUGCUGGUGUGGUUCCCGGAACUGGCGGCGCCGACGGUGGCGGUCCACGUGGCGGUGGUCGGGGCGUGGAGGUACCGGCGGCGGGCGCGGGGUCCGGUGCCGCACCCGUGCCUGAGGGCGUCGCAGGCGGAGGCGGUGGAGCGGGAAGAGCUGGACGAGGAGUUCGACCCGGUGCCGAGCGCGCGGGGGCCGGAGGUGGUGCGGGCGCGGUACGACCGGAUGCGAGGGGUGGCAGCGAGGUUCCAGGCGAUGCUGGGGGACGUGGCGGCGCAGGUGGAGCGGGUGCAGGCGCUGGUGACGUGGAGGGACCCGCGGGCGACAGGAAUGUUCGUGGCUCUGUGCUUCUUGUUGGCGGUGGCACUGUACGUCGUGCCGGCGAGGAUGGCGGUGGUGGCGGCGGGGUUCUACUACCUGCGGCAUCCCAUGUUCCGGGACCGCCUGCCGCCAGCGGCCGUCAACUUCUACCGCCGCCUGCCGUCGCUGGCUGACAGGAUCAUAUGAGAGAGGCUGUCGAUGGGAGGCUGGGCCGAAGCAUUGCAGCAGCAGCAGCACAUCCAGGUUCUUGGGUGGGCUUAGCUUGUGCUGCCAUCCUGGUCUGGCUUCUACUGCGUCCUUGCUUUUCCAGUUAGUACGAAAAGGAGAUGUUGUGAAUGAUCUCAAAGUAGACUUUUCCAAAUGCAAUGGAGCCAUUGAAGACAUGAUUGCUAGUAUCGCUGUCUCCAAAAUAUAUUGGCGCAUCAUUCAACAUUUCUUGCUGAUCUUAUUUAACUCAUGUAUAUUGGUGUCUUUAAGAUAUUAUCUCCUCAACUCGAUGAACUAUAAGAUUUCCUCGAGGAAAUCUCUCUACUCUAUUAAAAU
Musa acuminata subsp. malaccensis (wild Malaysian banana) is the source of this 3751-nucleotide messenger RNA. RefSeq names its product multiple C2 domain and transmembrane region protein 16. The record is from RefSeq and is a predicted model, not a curated record. Lineage: Eukaryota; Viridiplantae; Streptophyta; Magnoliopsida; Zingiberales; Musaceae.